Ostreobium quekettii is the source of this 1272-nucleotide messenger RNA. NCBI's taxonomy places the organism in Eukaryota, Viridiplantae, Chlorophyta, Ulvophyceae, Bryopsidales, Ostreobiaceae. The record is from the annotation of a GenBank genome assembly.
AUGGACCCCACUGAGAGUGCUGGCCCUGCUGGAAGAGAGUCGGGGUCCACCAGUGCGGUGUCAUCUGCAGAGCCAUCUGUUCAGGCACCAGUUGCUGCAAGGGUUUGCGAAGAUGCGCCCAAGAGCCCAAUAUGCGAAAGCAACCUCUACAUUGAGGUGCCCCUGAGGCCUGAAGAGAAACGGGCUGUGGACUUUCGGGACAAGCUGUAUUUGGCCCCCCUGACAACGUUGGGCAACCUGCCCUUUCGACGCGUUUGUCGAGGGCUGGGUGCUGAUGUAACGUGUGGCGAGAUGGCGAUGGCCACUAACCUGCUCCAGGGCCAGGCAUCGGAGUGGGCCCUUUUGAGGCGACAUCCAUGCGAGAAACUGUUUGGUGUGCAGGUGUGUGGUGGCUACGGGGAUUGUCUGACGCACUGUGCCCAGCUCCUGGAGGAAAAUGUCGGUGUUGACUUCGUGGACCUGAACUUGGGGUGUCCCAUCGACCUGGUGGUCGGCAAGGGCGCCGGCUCCGCGCUCUUGCUGAAGCCCAAGCGGAUGGAGGACAUCGUAAGGGGCAUGAGUGGAGUGCUGAGUUGCCCUGUCACGCUCAAGAUGCGCAAGGGUUACCAUGACGGAGAGGAUGUGGUUCGAUCCUUUUUGCCUUCUGUCGCGGGCUGGGGGGCCUCGGCUGUGACGAUACAUGGGAGGUCCAGGGCGCAGAGAUACAGCAGGCUGGCAGAUUGGGAUUAUAUAGAAGCCUGUGCAGCAGACGCCCCCCAGCUGCAGAUGAUCGGCAAUGGAGACAUAUUUUCUUACAUGGACUGGGAGCGGCACAUGCAGGGCUCGGGCCUGGCCACGUGCAUGGUGGGCAGGGCGGCACUGAUCAAGCCCUGGCUGUUCACUGAGAUCAAAGAACGGCGCCACUGGGACAUCUCCGCCACAGAGCGCCUGGAUAUGUUGAAGGAGUUUUGCAGCUUUGGGCUGGAGCACUGGGGAUCGGACACCAGGGGCGUUGAGACGACAAGGCGGUUUCUGCUAGAGUGGCUGAGCUUCCUGUACCGCUACGUUCCCGUCAGCCUGCUGGACAUCGUGCCCCAGCACGUCCAGUGGCGAGUACCACCCUUUGUGGGAAGGAGCGACCUCGAGACACUGCUGUCCAGUGACAAUGCGGGGGACUGGGUCAAGAUAUCCAGCAUGCUGCUGGGGCCCGCGCCAGAGGGAUUCGUCUUCACGCCGAAACACAAGUCGCACGCUUAUGUGGUGGAUGGAAGCGGGGAGCUGGAGAACGGCUAA